Messenger RNA from Mirounga angustirostris (Northern elephant seal), 765 nucleotides. Its product is annotated as small ribosomal subunit protein uS2-like. The transcript is spliced from 2 exons. The coding region runs from base 1 to 765 and encodes 254 amino acids. Gene Ontology annotation, molecular function: structural constituent of ribosome. Gene Ontology annotation, cellular component: 90S preribosome; cytosolic small ribosomal subunit. Lineage: Eukaryota; Metazoa; Chordata; Mammalia; Carnivora; Phocidae. Gene Ontology annotation, biological process: ribosomal small subunit assembly; cytoplasmic translation. The record is from RefSeq and is a predicted model, not a curated record.
AUGUCUGCAGACCUUGAUGUCCUGCAAAUGAAAGAGGAGGAUGUCAUCAAAUCCCUUGCAGCAGGAACAAACUUAGGUGGCACCAACUUUGACAUUGAAAUGGAACAGUACAUCUAUAAAAGGAAAAGUGAUGGCGUCUACAUCAAAAAUCUGAAGAGAACCUGGGAGAAGCUUCUGCUGGCAGCUCGUGCCAUUGUUGCCAUUGAAAACCCUGCUGAUGUCAAUGUCAUAUCAUCGGGGAAUACUGACCAGCGAGCUGUGCUGAAGUUUGCUGCUGCCACUGGAGCCACUCCUAUUGUUGGCUGCUUCACUCCUGGAACCUUUGCUAACCAGAUCCAGGCAGCCUUCCAGGAGACUUCUGACUCUCUACUGCGCUAUGUGCACAUUGCCAUCCCUUGCAACAACAAGGGAACUCACUCAGAUGCUGGCCCGGGAAGUUCUAUGCAUGUGUGGCACCAUUUUGAGGUCAUGCCCGAUUUCUACUUCUACAGAGAUCCUGAGGAAAUUGAAAAGGAAGAGCAGGCUAUUGCUGAAAAGGCUGUGAUGAAGGAGGGAUUUCAGGGUGAAUGGACUACUCCAGCUCCUGAGUUCACCACUACUCAACCUGAGGUCGCAGACUGGUCUGAAAGUGUGCAGGUGCCCUUUGUGCAUAUUCAGCAGUUCCCUACGGAAAACUGGAGUGCCCAGCCGACCCCUGAAGACUGGUCUGCAGCUCCCACUGCUCAGACCGCUGAAUGGGUAGGAACAACCACUGUGUGGUCUUAA